UAAGGAAAACUGCUUCUGUGGCCUUUUAUUUGCCUUGGCUUUAAUUCAAAUGGAGAUCUAUUGGAGCACUUUGAUGAGCGAUGGGCUGCACUCCGUCUAAGUCGGUUGUGGUAUACGGGCAGGACCGCGUGCUGCGAGAUCAGGACACUUGUUCCACGUUCGUACCCAGCCUAGUGAGCUCCGCAUCCACGCCAGAGAGACCCUCUCCUCGGCUGUUCGCGGAGACAAGCGGUGGUAAACAAACUUUCCUCAGCGUUCCUACGAGAGAUGUCCAUGGGCGGCCCCUGAGCCAGUCAUCCUGUCCAGAGCCGUGGAGCUCAGCCAGCACCAGCAGCGCGGGGCCAAGCAGCCCAGCAUUACUCAGUGUGGAUCGGCCCCGCAGCCCCAGUCCUCUCACGCCAAGUGACACCGAAGAAUAUGGGACUGCUUAGAUCUCAUGUCUGGAAAACUGCGACUCAAGAAAUAGAAAAUAAAAACUAUGUGGUGUAAAAACGAGUCAAUACGAAUAAUGUUGCCUAUAUCAGUUACUUGAGUUGUCGAUACUAAAAUUAAACGGGAAAGGGAAAUCACUUUCGCGCUGAUGCCAACUUGCUUUACAGCUAAACUCUCGCGAGAACGCGUAUGUUAACGCAGUGAAGAGGGAGAUAGAAAGAAAUGAGGUCUGAAAAAGACCAAAUGACCGUGGCCAAGGAGAAGAGCACUGUGGAGAUCCAAUUUAGAGACAUCCCGAGUGAGCAGGACAAUACCAGUGGAAACGCCAAGCAGAAAGAAGAGAAGAAAGAGGUUUUCACCAAGGUGGUGAUUCGCAGGCUUCCUCCGAGCAUCUCCAAGGAUCAACUUGAAGAACAGCUCAGUCCACUACCCUCAUUUGAUUAUUUUGAAUUUUUUCCAGCUGAUCAAAGCUUGUACCCACAUCUGUUUUCUCGGGCAUAUAUUAAUUUUAAAAACCCUGAAGAUAUUCUGCACUUCAGAGACAGAUUUGAUGGAUAUGUCUUCAUUGAUAACAAGGGCCUUGAGUACCCAGCAGUGGUGGAAUUUGCUCCCUUCCAAAAAAUUUCGAAGAAGAAACUAAAGAAAAAGGAUGCUAAAGCUGGAAGCAUUGAAGAAGAUCCAGAGUAUAAGCGAUUUUUAGAGAAUUACUCCUGUGAUGAGGAGAAAUCAAUGGCCAAUCCUGAGACUCUGUUGGGGGAAAUUGAAGCCAAAACUAAGGAGCUCAUUGCCAAACGGACUACACCCCUCUUAGAGUACAUCAAAAAUAAGAAAAUUGAGAAACAAAGAAUAAGAGAGGAAAAGAGAGAGGAAAGACGGAGACGUGAAAUGGAGAAAAAACGCCAAAGAGAGGAAGAGAAAAGGAAGAGGCGAGAGGAAGAAAGACGCAAACGCAAAGAGGCAGAAAAGCAAAAGAAACUGUCUGAGAAGGACAUCAAAAUUAAGCUUUUAAAGAAGAGCGAUAGAGAUGAUGAUGUGGAUUCAGAUCGAAUGAAGGACAAAAGUGAUGUGGGAGAGACGGACCGACCAAACAAGUGGGAAAAGAGUGGGAAUCAAAUGAAGUCAAAGGAAUUUAAAGAAAAGGGUCAGGCAGAAAGUGACAAAGAGCAGCAGCAGCACAGUCGCAGGCAGAGAGAGAAGGACCACAGGGUGAAAGAUGAGGAGAGAAAACGCCAAAGACACCAUUAUGAGUUUGACAAGUUUAUGCGCCGUAAAGAGGAGACCAAAUGGGGAAAAGGCUACUGCCAGGACAGAGAGGAGAGGAGGAAGAAAGAGGGGCACCAUCACAGCUAUAACUACUGUCCUGACAAUGGAGAAAAACUGGGCAAAGAGGACCGCGAUGAGUUGAGUAACAGAAAGGAGCGCCUUCGAAACAAGGUGAGCGAGAAGGAUCGUCCAGCAAUGCAGCUAUAUCAGCCUGGUGCACGAAAUCGAAAACGCAUGAGCUCAUCGGGUAAAAGCUACGAGUGCAUCCCAGUGGGUCACUCACCUGAACCUGCAGCUGACUACGCCUAUGAGAUGGCCAACAUGAGCUUGGACAAAGGUUUUGAAAAGGGCAAAGAUGAACAAUAAAUACAAAAAUUAGAAGCAAUUUUUGUAAAUGUAUCUCUGAGUUCUUGCUCAUAUAAUUUAAAUUAUCAUGCAUUGUUUGGUUUGACAUAUUUUUUGGAAAUACAUUGACUAUUACAUCAACAACAGUGCUACUUACAUACAGAGUUAUAGGAGGUUUUCCCAUUUAGGCAGCUAGAAAUGUUUGUAAAAACAAUUUUCAGCCUCAGAGUCUUGAGUUGAGUCUUGACUUGUACCCCCCUCUGUUCAACAAGACAAAAUAUUUUGUAAAUAAGAAAUAUAAGGUGUAUUUUAUGUGCUGAAUUGAGAUGCAUUAUAAUGAUUAUAUAGAUGUACACCUAAUGUU
Molecule: messenger RNA, 2404 nt
Organism: Boleophthalmus pectinirostris (great blue-spotted mudskipper)
Lineage: Eukaryota; Metazoa; Chordata; Actinopteri; Gobiiformes; Gobiidae
Gene: upf3a
Product: UPF3A regulator of nonsense mediated mRNA decay
Exons: 10
Coding region: 655-2061 (468 amino acids)
Biological process (GO): nuclear-transcribed mRNA catabolic process, nonsense-mediated decay; positive regulation of translation
Cellular component (GO): nucleolus; cytoplasm
Molecular function (GO): telomeric repeat DNA binding
Source: RefSeq, a predicted model, not a curated record